AUGAACAAGCUGGCCCUCGACGCUAAAACACGCGAGCUUAAGCAGCGACUCCAAUCUAUGCAAAAGGACCGCUCUGCUCGCCCUGCGACCGCCACCAGCGAGAAUCUUACGGCUGCCAGCAGACCCCUAACCCCCAUGGUCGCGUCAACACCAAAGCCCCAGCAAGUUGAGAUCCCGAAACCUCAGUUUGUUCCUCAUACUGUUCCUGAGGUUCCUACCGAGACGUCCAUCUCGGCCGAUGAGAGUGAUAUUGCCGCUCUGAUCCGCUCUUUUUCUGAUCACGUCGAUCCCAUGCCAGGGAUUGUUCCUACACCGGCUUCCUCUACCAAACCGCAGAAUCAAAGCUCUGUCGCGAAUCAGGCCACUCCUGCACCGGCGUCGAAUCAUUCCUCUAUGCCUCCUCCUGGACUCGCAAAGGCCGUAAUCACAGCGCCCUCUACUCCGGUCGAGGAGGGUGAGAUUCCGAGCGACACUGAAGAGCCAGUUAAAGCAAAGGUCUACGAACGAUUUCAAGAGCGGUCGAAGCACCAAGUCUCUCAGGGAACUGACAAGACCCCGCGAUCCGGACCUAAUACUACCUCUAACAAGAAACAGUUCCCUCAAAAAGGCCCCGGUAAGCCUCAAACAGGCACCGACAAGGCCCUACGUACAAAUAACAGGCCUGAAUCCCAAAAUGCUCAGGCCAGGAAUGGGCCUACCGCUACCUCAUUGACUCCCGAAAAGGCCCUCGAGCGAGCCCUGGAGCUCAACCCGGACCUACGGGAAUGGCUGGUGCUAACUGAUUACCAUAACGUUGAAAUACGUACCAAAAAGAUCGAACGAUAUCGUAAGCUGAAAGCUCUGGCCGCAGAGAAGGAAAGAAUAGAAGCUGAGCAUGCUGCUCAAAGGGCCAGGCUAGAGGCCGAGCACCGCAAGUUGCUGGAGGAAGAGGGAUUGGACUUUGGCCUCGUCGCCACGCCGGUAGUCGACACUGCCCCGGCAACCACUAACAAACCAACUGAAGCUCCUAAGGCUGUAGUGCCCAAAAGGGAACGCGAGAGGUCCGUGGACAUGGCCGAUUAUCCUCCGGAGAAGAAGCAUCGGCCCGAAGAAAAUGGACCCCGGCCGAUGGACAUCGACAACGAGUAUGACGACCGUUACCGUGAACGUGGUCGGCCCGAGUAUCCUACCAAGCGUGCCCCAUCAUGGUCUCCGCGUCGUUAUCGCGCACCGUCACCUCGUCGCGACCACCGUCUAAGCCGUCCCGCCUCUCGAGACCGCGAAUAUCAACCCUCUCGGUUUUCUCCUCGGCCUCGGUCCCGCGAUCGUUCCGAUUUCAACAAGUACGACGGACGCCUUCUCCAUAAAUAUGACAACCGGAGUUAUCGUGGUGACGAUAAAGGCUUCUUUGACGAUCACCGUGGAGACAAAGCUCCUCGAGCCCAGUCACCCCGGCGACCUAGGGAUUUGGAGCAUGUUGAGCACUUCAAUACGGGCGAAAAGGGCGAUACCCGCUUUUUUGUUCUCAAGUCGUUUAACAACGAGAACUUGGACAAGGCCAUGGAAGACGGAAUCUGGGUCACCCAAACGUCCAACGAAGAAAAGUUCACCAAGGCCUACGAGACGUGCAGAAACGUCAUCUUUUUUUUCUCCGUAAACAAGAGCAAGGCUUUCCAGGGUUAUGCAUUGAUGACCAGUCUACCUUCGGCCGACAUCACCAAAGCAUCCUGGAUGAAGAACAUUCACUGGCAGACCUCCCCUCCCUUCCGUCUCAAAUGGCUCAGCAAAGUUGCCGUCCCCUUUUCCCGCAUCGGAUACCUCAAGAACCCGCUCAACGAGAACCUCUCUGUCCUAAUCGCCAAGGACGGUCAGGAAGUCGAGGAGGAUUGUGGCCGCGCCUUGCUGAGAGAGAUGGAAUCGUAUGCCGAGUGGGAAUCGAACAAAACAACAUUACCCUCCGGAAGUCGUCACCACAAUCAACAACAGCAACAACACGCACGCCGGGAAAGCGAUUCAGCGUCGGGCCUUAAUACCGCCUCGUGGUGGAACAACAAGAAGAAGCCGCACCAUAACAACAACAAUCACUGGAACCACCACCACCACAACAAGCGCGUGGAGGAUUACCACGAUAGGUCGUCUGCGCGUUAG
Messenger RNA from Neurospora tetraspora, 2127 nucleotides. RefSeq names its product YT521-B-like domain-containing protein. NCBI's taxonomy places the organism in Eukaryota, Fungi, Ascomycota, Sordariomycetes, Sordariales, Sordariaceae. The coding region runs from base 1 to 2127 and encodes 708 amino acids. Gene Ontology annotation, molecular function: mRNA binding; N6-methyladenosine-containing RNA reader activity. Gene Ontology annotation, cellular component: nucleoplasm. The transcript is spliced from 4 exons. The record is from RefSeq and is a predicted model, not a curated record. Gene Ontology annotation, biological process: mRNA splicing, via spliceosome; regulation of mRNA splicing, via spliceosome.